UAUCGCGCUCCUGUAGACUCUCCCGUUUCUCAUUACUUUAAGACGUUUCCUCUUAAGAGUUGGUCUCACAAACAUUUCUAUAAAUACACAGAUACUCUAGAUUUGGAGCAAGUGACCCGUCUCUGGUAUGAUAAUAUCACCACUAUAAAAUUCCUUCCCGGUUCGGUGGUCGACGAGAAGCUGUUCACUUCAAUUGUCAGGAGGAAAAUGGCAAAUGUAUUUGAUGUUAAUGAAAAGAAACGUAAACACGCUGAAGAUGAAGUGCAUACCAAUUCUGUCACGAUGUCUGCUGGACUUCUGAAAGAUACCUUUGAGCAUCAUAGAAAAUAUAUAAAACGAAAGCUAGGUGUGUCCCCACCAGUUACUUCUGUUGUAAAUAGAUCUAGUGAAGCUUUAAUCCUGGAAUUGAAGACUGAUAGUGACGACGAACCAGACACGGAAAAAAUUAAAUUUGAUCAGUAUAUAGAUAACGAAAAUUUUAUUCAAGAAAAACUUUCGUUGAAUAAUCUGUAUAUACUUGAAACCAACGUGGAUGAUACUUUUUAUGUAUUCCAAGAGAAAAAUAUUUCCACACUAUUUACUUCGUAUCAGUCUGAAGCAUUAAUAAUGGGGCAAACAUCGGGUUUGUCAAUUGUAACAGAUUAUCAUGAAAUUUUGAGUUUGGACAGUAUUUUAUUGCUGCAAGCUAACAAAUUUUCAGACUUGCAAGUCAAAAAAUUCUCCAGGAAUACUCUGACAAGUUUGCGGAAAAACAUGUGUGAUAUACAUGCGUCUAAAGUCAAGGUUACAUCAGCUAUAAAUUCUAUAUUUCGAGAAUAUGUUGAGAUUGCGAUUGAUGAGGAUCUUGGGCUAGAAAAGGCAGAAAAGGCUAUAAAAGAAUCGUUCACGAAAAAGUUUCCUAAUCCCACGGAUCAGGAAAUGUUUGAUAUAAUGCAGUUGAUUUUUUUACAACUCCCUGUUUUGCGUUCUUUCUUUCAUGAUUCCAUGCUUCAUUCCACUAUAUGGCCAAAUGCGGCAAGCAUAAGCACAAAAUCUCACAAUCAUAAGCUUGUUAAUACGGAUCUGUCACGCGCCAAACAGCCUGAUGGAAUUGGAAAUGUCACGAACAAUAAUAAACCGGCGUUUGAAGUGAUGUAUGGAGAAAACACUGGAGAAGGAAAGAACAACAAUAUUAGAAAAAAUACCCUUGAUCUCAUUAGAAUAGGUAUCUUUAUAAAAGAAGCUCUAGACAAUGUUAUUAAGGAAACAGGAAGAUGCUUUGUAAUCUUUAGAUGGCAAACAGUUGUAAACAGCAUGGACAGGCUAUAUGAUGGUUUUGACUGA
Molecule: messenger RNA, 1323 nt
Organism: Acaulospora morrowiae
Lineage: Eukaryota; Fungi; Glomeromycota; Glomeromycetes; Diversisporales; Acaulosporaceae
Source: the annotation of a GenBank genome assembly